GCCGCCACCGGCGGCCCCGGGGGCGGCAAGAACCCGAACCAGAACCAGGCAUGCGCCGCGUGCAAGUACCAGCGGCGCAAGUGCAACCCGGACUGCCCGCUCGCCCCCUACUUCCCCGCCGACCAGCAGCGCCGCUUCCUCAACGCGCACCGCCUCUUCGGCGUCAAGAACAUCCAGAAGACGCUGCGCUGGAUCGACCCGGAGCGCGGCCCCGACGCCAUGCGCGCCCUCAUCUACCAGUCCGAGGCCCGCGCCGCGGACCCCGUCGGCGGCUGCGUCACCAUCAUCGAGCAGCUCCAGAGGCAGAUCGAGCGCACCGAGUUGGAGCUCGCCUACGUCAAGCAGCAGAUCGCCUUCUACCGACAGGCGGCCGCCGUCGACCCGCUCGUGGACCCGGCGGCGAUGAUCCUACCUCCAGCCGCCACCGCCACCGUGGCCGGCCAGGAUCACCACGCCGGUCAAGAUUCCGUUCCGCCAGGCGCCGGCCUAGUCUUCCAUGACCAGCAGCAAGGUUACCACCAUGGCCUCCUCAAGGUCGACGACCAACAGAAUCAUCCACCGCCACAGCAGCUUUACAAUUACUUCUGCUACGACGGGACGCCGGCUGCCGGCGAGGCGAGUACCCAAGAUGGGAGCGUGCAGCACUACGGCGGGUUUGCCGACACCGGUGGUGGUCUCAAGAUUGGGUCGCCGGUGGCCCUCGACGAGCAGCUGGAGCAGCAGUGCCGGCUACACGCGUUCGACGUCAAGCCACAGGGCCUGCGGGCGACAACGGAACGCCGCCAUGGCGGCCCUGCCGACGACCUCAUGCGUCCACAAGAUCAUCACGACGUCGAUCAGCACAUGGAGGACGAGCCGGCAACUGCGGUGGCGGCGCCGUGCCACUUGGAGUUAGGCUUCUCCUCCUUCUGA
Messenger RNA from Panicum virgatum (switchgrass), 912 nucleotides. Its product is annotated as LOB domain-containing protein 6-like. The transcript has a single exon. Lineage: Eukaryota; Viridiplantae; Streptophyta; Magnoliopsida; Poales; Poaceae. The annotation marks the transcript as partial. The record is from RefSeq and is a predicted model, not a curated record.